This is a messenger RNA of Mya arenaria, 2164 nucleotides long. RefSeq names its product putative 28S ribosomal protein S5, mitochondrial. The transcript is spliced from 10 exons. Gene Ontology annotation, biological process: translation. Bases 35 to 1330 code for a protein of 431 amino acids. Gene Ontology annotation, cellular component: ribosome. Lineage: Eukaryota; Metazoa; Mollusca; Bivalvia; Myida; Myidae. The record is from RefSeq and is a predicted model, not a curated record. Gene Ontology annotation, molecular function: structural constituent of ribosome; RNA binding.
GAGAUAAGGGAAUGCUGUAGGCUGCUGUGUUAAAAUGGCUGCGUCCAUGUUGCGGAUUGUUCCAAACUUUUGUAAACGGGUAACAAGCCUAGAUCAUGUAGGAACCUCUGUUUCUCUUCAUUUGAAUAGUGCUGGAGGUGACAUCUUUAACCAAGCCAUAUCUGUCAGAUAUGGCUCAUUCUUUAACAGAAAAAGUGCACAGCAGCUAUGGGACAGUGUGACGUCGGUGAGCAGUCAGGGUCGCAAGAGGGGUCGUGCUAGCAGAGGCAAGCUGAUGGAGCGAGACGUCUACAGCAAACCGAGGCAUGCCAUUGGUCAGGCAAAGAUAGUGUUCCCUGGAUUGACAGAGCGAAUCAUGCCUACCAAAGAUAAGAAUUUUGCGAUGCCAAAAAUGCACAAAGUUGCUGAAAUUCCUGAGACAGACGACAGGAAGAAGAAGUUCCGAGUUUUCCCGAAGCGAACUGCGGAAGAACGAGGCUACAGUGGCCGACAUUUACCUGGAACAAAAAAGGGGCCUCCUGACCCUAUAGAUGGAUAUGAGUUUGAUGGCUUUCAGAGUAUUAUUCUCUCAGACAAGUUUGCAGCCAGAAAGUCAGCUACACAGGGAAAUGUAUCUAAACGGCAUAUACUUAUGGCCGUAGGCAACCAAAAGGGACUUAUUGGUCUGCAGUAUGCGAAGUCUCCGCUUUUUACUACUGCACUAGUAAAUGCCAAGAACAAAGCUGGAAACCAUCUUAUCCAUAUUGACCUGUUUGAAAAUCACACAAUAUUGCACAACUUUUCAGAAACCUACCAUUCUACUACAGUGACGGCCUUCCCAAAAUUUAAAGGUUAUGGCCUAGUGUGUCAUCGAGUGAUCAAGUCUCUCUGUGAGCUGAUAGGGAUCAAGAACAUAUACGUAAAGGUCGAGGGAAACAAGAAAAACAAACUUGCCAUGUGUAGGGCUUUUAUUAACGGCCUUACUAAACAGAAAUCCCACCAGGAUAUUGCCAACGAGACGGGCUACCAUGUAGUGGAGUAUCGUCCAAAAAGCUACAAAGACUUUCCACAAGUAGUUGCCUCCCCUGAAGAAGACUCCAAGACAGAGUCUACAUUCACCAAAGACCAUGGCUUUAGUUAUUCAUCCUUCCAUUUUGGUGGCAGAGUUCCGAGUAAUAAACGGAACUUGAAGCAUAUGUUUUACCUGAACUUUCCAUCACACAAGAAGCGAAUGUUCCUGGAUUACAAGUUCCGUAAUCAGAAGGGCAUAAAAUUGAAGCGUCGAGCAAUUGGUAUAGACGGGGAUGAUUUUGGGCCUGAUUGGCAAAAGGGGGGAAAACAGGCAGCGUAACCUAGGGGUCGUGGGCUGGAUGGAAGCUUGGUCUGUGCGUAUUUAUUCUGUCAAAUCUAUUUUUGUAGUGAAAAUAUCAGGAUUUUUAUGAAUAGCAUGUCAAAUGUUUUUUUCUAGAUAUUACAACAUGUCAUUAAAGCUGUUUAAGGGUUAACAGACCGGUCAUUGCAAAAGAGACCUACUUACAAUUUUGUUGUUAAAAGAAUGCGGGAGGCGGGGCAUUCUUUGAUAUUUCUGGUAUUAUACAUGUAAUACGCUAGGUAAGCGUUAGAGAUCUAAUUAAAAGUUACAAUGUAAGAUAAACCCAUAAGCAUGGGCUACUUGUAAUGUUUAAAAAAAUUCAUCAUGCCACACAUAAGAAUGAACAGAUAAUUGUAUGAUAUGCUCUGUGAUGCGAUGGCUCCUACGUGCACAGACGUUAAGGAAUGGACACAGAUUAUUUAUCAGGUCACUAGUGGGUAUAACUUGCUCUAUGGCUUGAUGGAAAUAAUGGUUUUCAGAUGCGGAUAAUGUCACAGAAUAUAGCAUAGUUGUGGAUCACGUCUAAUACAUAUGUACGAGGCGUUUGUAUGUUUUUAAAUAAGUUCAACAUGGGAAUCAAAUAUUAUUUUAAAGUCUCCGGUUCAACUGAAGUCAUGUCCAAUCUGUUUUUUGUCUAAUUAUUUCUUGACAAGUUUCUUUGCUGUUUGCUUAUGUUAUAGUCAAAACCGCAGAUGGUUGCCAGUGGCAGUGACGAUGUUAAAUUUUAGAUUGAUCAUUAUGUAUGUUACUAAGAGAUGUGUUUUGUUUCAUAUAGUAAUUGUUUUCAGAAAGAAAUAAACUUGAGAAAACUGA